Colletotrichum godetiae is the source of this 966-nucleotide messenger RNA. RefSeq lists its product as uncharacterized. The coding region runs from base 185 to 751 and encodes 188 amino acids. The transcript has a single exon. NCBI's taxonomy places the organism in Eukaryota, Fungi, Ascomycota, Sordariomycetes, Glomerellales, Glomerellaceae. The record is from RefSeq and is a predicted model, not a curated record.
GGCGCUGCACUCUCAAGUGAAUCUCAGCAUGACGAUGCGCCUGUGAGACGGAUAUCUUGGCGCUAUGAUGUCCGCGGCCUCCUCUUCACCAAGGAAUCCCUUUCCUCGUUUCAUGGGUUGGACCCAUGGAAACAUGUUUCACUCUGGUCCCUGCUAACCACCACACCAACUUCAACCCACGGACAUGCAGGUCACAUACGGAUACCAUGUGCACGCUGUGGCCGUCUCAACUUCUAUCCUCCUUGCUGCCCCCCUCCUCCGUUCGUUACAUUUUACUUACCAGUGUCACCAUCCAAGGCCAAGUUUACGAGCAACGGGACCCGAUCUCUCCGGCGACCUGAUCGACAGAUUGAAUGCAACCCUCUCUCAUGAGAUUUUCCGAGUGGCUGAACCGAGACCAGCAAGAAUGGCUUGGCCAGCGAGUAUUGGUCUAGCUCUACACGAUUCUCUACCCUUCUUUGGUAGCUACCUCGCCUUUGUCGAAAACAGGCCUGAAUAUCUUGGCCAACACUCCCGACUCAAGUCCGAGAGCUCCGGCCGCUCCACCCGGUCGCACCGGACACCGACAACCAAUAAAGAUGUCAUUCCCAUGAUUCGGGCUUUUGGGUCAAAUGAAGCUUUCCCUUUCUGGAGUCCACCCCCCGUCCACGAGGUACGUCCACUUUUCCCCUCUUGGCGCGCUCUUCUCUCUUUCGUUCUUCAUCCCCACCGAAUUAACUAUUGCGUCCCCGUUUUCCCGCACGCACAUUGAAGAAAAUUUCAACGACCUCUCCACCAUCAAGCCCACAACAACCCACGCUUGAAAGACUAAGAGCACAUUCUGCCUCCGAAUCUUCCAUCACCGGGUUCCCAUCCCUUCGACUCCAUCAAGUCGUUAAAUGGCCGGUUGGCCCAAUGGCAAGGCGUCUGACUACGAUUCCCUCAAAAGAACGUGUAAUCAGGAGAUUCUGGGUUCGACCCCCAGGC